This is a messenger RNA of Hippocampus zosterae (dwarf seahorse), 4854 nucleotides long. RefSeq names its product neuronal guanine nucleotide exchange factor (gene ngef). Gene Ontology annotation, molecular function: guanyl-nucleotide exchange factor activity; protein binding. The coding region runs from base 611 to 2896 and encodes 761 amino acids. The record is from RefSeq and is a predicted model, not a curated record. Gene Ontology annotation, biological process: activation of GTPase activity. The transcript has 16 exons. Lineage: Eukaryota; Metazoa; Chordata; Actinopteri; Syngnathiformes; Syngnathidae.
CACGACAAGCUAGCAGCUAUUUUAGUAAUUUCGCUCUCCGCUUUUGAUGUAUAAUUUAACUUUGCUUUAAGGCGGGGGAGACGAUCUAAAAUGGAGAGCCACAUUACACUGUAAUCUGCCAGUGGUUCACUUUUCUGGUUCUGCAAUCGAGUGCAUUUUAGGGCAGAGAAACAGGCAGGCAGGCCAGGUUGAGUUGAGGAAUGUCAACGCGUUACUGGGUGGUGUAGAGCGAGGGACGGAACCAAACAGAGGAGGGACAAAGAGCAUGAGAGGGAGAGCGAGUCAUAAAUGCAAUAAUUACAGCUUAGGUAGAAAUGAGCAAAGCACUCUGGUCCCACUGGCUGCCAGCGUAGCUAAGAACAGGACAGAAUGGAGAGGAGCUGAGCAACAUUGACCUUUUUGUUUUGCUGCUUACACUACAAUUCACCACUCCUGUUUGGGAUUUACAAGUAUUUUUUUCAUGAAUAUAAUCACGAAAGCCAAUCAUUUCUCAAGAUGGAUUUUCUUCUGGAUUCUGGCUGAUUAGGAUGGAUUAUUUUCAUCAAGCUUCCUCCGAGUCGCACUGAAUUUCCUGAGCAGACUUGAAAUCGAGAACCGUGAUACAUUCACCAUGUCUGUGGCUGCCUUGUUUCGGGGCAAAUGGGGGACAAAAUCUCAGGACACGCCAGACAAGCAUCCCACCGCUUUGGCUCCCAGCCACGCGGAGUACUAUGAUGACGAUGAUGAUGAUGAAUCCAGGGUAGGCCUGAGCAGAGAGCCUAUUCGCAGAAACUCUCGCUUUUACCGUUCAAUGAGGAGGAAGAGAAUGGCUGCCUCUGAAAACUCAGAAAGUUCUCCCAGGACUGGAGUGGACAGCACCACAUCAGCAAACUCUUAUUCUAAUAGUCCAUCACCCCAUAAAUCACCGGAACUGUCAGCGGGUGGUCGACCUGUGUUGCCAAGCAAUGGUGUGGCCAGCAGCAGAUAUUAUGCUUUGUGCAACAAGGAUGCUGUGAAUAAGGGAAGAGGAGGUGUGGGAGGAGGCAGCGUGGACGUAUCUUCUACCUCCUACCACAACAGUGCUUUAACGGCCGACUCCAUCUCAUACCGGACUCACAGCAUACUUAGCGGAGACAUUAAAAAACUGUCUGAGCAAACGACUUCAGCCUGCACUGUACGCGACAUUGGAAAUACCAUGCGUUCGGGAAUGCCUAGUCCGGAGGGUGCUGACCGGGACAACUUCAACCACAGGUUGCUGAGCAAUGGAGCUAACUCAAAGACAUUCAGUCACACCAUCAACAUUGUCAAAAACAUCGCCUUCUUGUAUCAGGAAUACCGAGACACAUCAAAGAAGCAGGAAAUUGAGCAGAGGCGACAGCGUGAGCAUCGAAGUCCUUCCACCAUGUUUGCGGGGUGCAAUGUCUCUUCGCCCCCAGUGUUACAGCUACAGCUGAGGAACAAUACCCGCGCGCUGAGCUUGUGGCAGAACCUGGAAGUGGUGCAGGCCAGUGGACUACUCACCCAGUUGCCCCACAAAGAAAUUAUAAUGCAAGAGGCCAUGUUUGAGCUUAUUACUUCAGAGGCGUCAUACUACAAGAGUUUGGAGAUUCUCGAAACUCACUUCCUUCGGAAUCCUUCUUUAAUAAACACCCUCAGCCAAUCCGAUAUGCACUUUCUCUUCUCCAACAUUGAAGAAGUCAUGAAAGCCAGUGAACGGUUCCUGAUGGAUCUUGAACACCGAAUUGAGAAGUCCAUUUUGAUUUCGGAUGUGUGUGACAUUGUUUACAACCAUGCUGUUGAGCACUUCAGUGUCUUCAUCAAGUAUGUCAUCAAUCAGGUGUACCAGGAAAAGAACUACAGAAGAAUUUCAGAAGGAAACCAGGCAUUCCGGGAGACCAUGGCAGUAUUGGAGAAUCAUCCAUGUGUCAGGGGGCUGUCCUUCACAUCAUUCCUCAUUCUACCUUUUCAGAGGAUUACAAGACUCAAGUUGCUUGUUCAAAAUAUCCUGAAAAAUGCUGAAGAACACUCUGAGAGGGAAGCAAAUGCCAUUAAAGCUCAUCAGCGACUGGAGCAGAUUGUGAAAGAGUGUAACGAGGGUGUGCGAAAAAUGAGUCGCACGGAGGAGCUCAUCAGCAUUGAAAAGACUUUAGAGUUUAAAUCCAAGUCUGUGCCCAUCAUCUCCCACUCCCGCUGGUUGCUCAAGAAGGGUGAGGUGCAACUCAUGGCCGGACCAAAGAGCACCAGGACAUUGCGAAGCCGUAAACUUUACCAGCCCGUCUUCUUGUUUCUGUUUAACAACCUGCUGCUGAUCACCAAGCGUAGCUCGAGCGGGGACAAGUUUCAGGUUCUUGACUCCUGCACACGGUCUUUGCUGAGGACUGAAGAUUUAGAGGACCAGGGCCAGAUGCUCGCCUAUGUCUUUAAUCUUAAAUUGCUGGAAAACCAAGAGGACCGGCCAGUCAGCUACAUGCUCAAGACCUCAAGCAUGAGUGAUAAGCUUCGAUGGAUCUGUGCGCUGACUCCAAACCCACGCACCCGUUUCAUGUCGACCAGCGCACACCAAUCAGACUCUUUGCAAGUGCAGUGUAUUCAGUCCUACUCCUCCCAGGAGCCUGAUGAACUCUCCAUUGAGAUGGCCGACGUUUUGAAUCUCUUGGAGAGAACAGAUGAUGGCUGGAUGAUGGGGGAAAGGCUCCACGACGGUGAAAGAGGAUGGUUCCCAAGUCGAUUAGUGGAGGAGAUCCAGAGUCAGGAGGUGCGAGCUCAGAACCUGAGAGAAGCAUUCAAGGUGCAUCACGCUCAAGAGGGAGCCGGAGCCCUGCAAAGUGGAACAAGGAUUGGCUCAAGAGGGGGGAGACCCACGCCAAAAGUCUCAAACCUCUUCAGUUUGUGGAAUGAUCCCAUGGGAAGGAAAUAAAUCAGAGCACUUGAAGAAGAUGCAUGUGCAAAAGCAUCGAGACUUUGAUCGAUCUUGAACUAUGAGCAGAUGACUUUUAAGCUUCACUGUCUUGCUGUCAGUUGCCUCUUUUACACCGAGAUCGCAAAAAAUUGACGUAUCAGAGCCAUAACAGAAGAGCCGGCAUUUAUCCACCUUUGCUCUUUAUGCAGAAACCAUUCAAGGUGAGGCACUGCCGCGAGUGUGUAAAUUUCAUACAGCCAAAGGCUUCACACAAUCCAAUCAUUAGAUGACAUCGGCGCCAGCAUUUGAUGUCACGUGAAGAGUUAGACACCAACAGGUGCUUCCAACACAACAAGGACGAAACAGCACGGUAGUUAGCACCUCUGCUACACAUGAAAUUAUAACUAUAGAUAAGUAUUGUUAUAAAACUAUAUAUAUGUAUAUUAGGGGUGUUCAUUGAUAAUUCAUUUUAAACUGGAACAAUUUGAUCCUGUUAGAAGUACAGCUCCCUUUGAGAGGAUGACGCAAUGAGUUUCUUGUUGUUAUUUUGCAAUAUGAAUGAACUUCAGUUAGUCAAGUCAAUGUGGCCCUCAAAGACAUCGAUCUCCAAUGAAAAGCAUUUCAAUAUAGAGGUAUUGAAGGGGAACAAUUCGAUGCGCUCACAUUUUUUAAAAAUUAAAACCAAUUUUCUGCUUCAAAUCAUAUCAGCGCUGGCAUGUAUACAGUGUCUAUUAUACACUGUAUACAGUGUUUAGAGCAACACACGAAGAAAUUAUUCGAAUUUCGGCUGGCUGGGUUUCGCUAGCUUAAAAUUAGACUUGACAUGAUCAGGAUUUUUGGGGCCAAUCACUGAUCACAAGACGAAGCAAUAUUCCAGUAAAUAACUAGUGUAUUUACUUCAUAUACUUGUGCAAUGUUUAUGGAGUAUCAACAAAAGUAUUCUCAAGCAUGUUUGGCUCUUUUCAACAAUCUUUUCCAUGCCCCAACGAAUAAAAGUGGUGGUGGCGUGGAAUAUGAAACGUCUCUUCCUUAAGAAAUUAGCAGAAUUUAUAGUGAGAAUGCAGCUGCUUUCAAAACCAUGCUAUACCUAAAAUUACAACUACCGAAUGUACUCAUGAAAACUUGUUGACGAAUUGUGCACACUGUGCAAGAGUUUGAUUGUGUUUGGCCGCAACGCUCAGUUUGCAGCGGGCUUUACACACAGGUUUCUGUUGUGGCUCUGAUACUACGUUCCAAAUAUAGAAUUGUCAAGAUGACAUUGUACCCCCUCCUUCUAUCUCGGUGCCUUUUAUACUCUGAAAAGUAAGGUCUUCUACAGGCAGUGUAAGAGGGACUCGUGAUUCCAGACCAGUCAAAACAACUCAAGCAAUGUUGCAUGGCUCAUGAAUGUGCAAUGAAGGUUUUUUUCUUUGUUGUUGUUUUGUGCCCAGUGCACUUAAUGUGGUGUGUAAUUAAUGAAGAAUCUACGUUUGAUAAAGAACCUGUUUGAGGGUGCAAUGGCCGAUACCCCCAAAUUUUGUUGUCGUUAAUUUAUUGUGAAGAUACUGUAAACAUCCUUCAGAUGCAUGGGCAGGGUUUAACUAUUUGAUUGUGUUCGUUCAUUUCAUUUUAUAAAUGCAUAGUAAAUGUUAUGAAAAGCAACAAUGAUUACCCGAGUGUCUGUCUAUGACUGCUGAAAAGAGUGAGUCUGCAAAAUUUUGGUUCAAUGACUCCCUGACCACAAUUUAGUUCGUCUCCCCAUAAAUUCCUUGUGGGAUAAAAAUAUACAAAAUGUAUGACCUAAAACAUUUGUAUGCGCCAUUUCUAUUUGAACCUUUGGAAAAAGACACAUAAAUAUCCAGACAAUAGAUUCUUGUUUAAUUAAAUUUAGGCUGUAAAUUUGUAUAAUUUAAUGUGAAGUGUGGAACAGCAUGGUUGUAAAGCCUGUAUGUUUCUAUUCGUGUACAUAAAUGACAACAUUCAAAUGAAAAUGAGAA